This is a messenger RNA of Photinus pyralis (common eastern firefly), 945 nucleotides long. RefSeq names its product N-alpha-acetyltransferase 10 (gene vnc). The transcript is spliced from 2 exons. Gene Ontology annotation, cellular component: NatA complex. The coding region runs from base 297 to 812 and encodes 171 amino acids. Gene Ontology annotation, molecular function: protein N-terminal-serine acetyltransferase activity; protein-N-terminal-glutamate acetyltransferase activity. NCBI's taxonomy places the organism in Eukaryota, Metazoa, Arthropoda, Insecta, Coleoptera, Lampyridae. The record is from RefSeq and is a predicted model, not a curated record. Gene Ontology annotation, biological process: N-terminal peptidyl-glutamic acid acetylation.
AAAAUCUGACUCGUUUUUCAAAAUGGCGUAACUUCAAGAAAAUGAAUUUUGUAAUUUAAAGUUUUUACGUAACUUAAAACAAUGAAAGAAUCAGACUUGCUUCUAGCUGCAUUUUCUGUAAUUUCGUCGCUAUUCAUUACAUUCCUUUUAGUAGGUUUAGGUUGGUACAUUGUUUGGAAGCUGUUUUUGUCGAGAUUUAAAUUCGUUCGUGAACUUUUGGGAGGCGUGAGUGAUCCAGCGGCCUCUGAGAAACGAGAUAGUCGCAGCAAGGUGAGAAAACCGAGAAGAGAGUAACGAUGAAUAUCCGAUGUGCAAAACCCGAAGAUCUCAUGAACAUGCAGCACUGCAAUCUGCUGUGUUUGCCCGAAAACUAUCAAAUGAAGUACUAUUUUUAUCACGGACUGAGUUGGCCACAACUAAGCUACGUGGCCGAGGACGAAAAGGGCAACAUCGUUGGUUACGUACUGGCAAAGAUGGAGGAGGAUAAUGAAGAUCUGAAACACGGGCACAUCACUUCUUUGGCAGUUAAAAGAUCGUACCGAAGAUUGGGUUUGGCACAGAAAUUAAUGGAUCAAGCGUCCGAGGCGAUGGUAGAGUGCUUUGACGCGAAAUAUGUUUCUCUUCAUGUACGUAAAAGUAAUCGCGCUGCUCUUAAUUUGUAUAAGAAUGCGUUAAAGUUUGAGACUGUUGAGAUUGAACCUAAGUAUUACGCUGACGGCGAAGAUGCUUAUUCAAUGAGACGUGAUUUAUCGGAAUUUGCUAAGAAAUUAAAAGCGCGUGAUGCGGUGAGAAAUGAAAAAAUUGAGGAAUGAAGUUCGUAUUUUACAAAUGGUUCUAAUAUUUAUUGUUUUUGUUUUUAUUGAGCAUUGAUUCAAUAUUUCUAUUGAUAAUGUCAAAUAUUUUUGUUAUUCUCCCUUUUUAAUAAUAAACUUUGUAUUUGCUUUA